Molecule: messenger RNA, 1194 nt
Organism: Aspergillus terreus NIH2624
Lineage: Eukaryota; Fungi; Ascomycota; Eurotiomycetes; Eurotiales; Aspergillaceae
Product: snoRNA-binding rRNA-processing protein UTP6
Exons: 2
Coding region: 1-1194 (397 amino acids)
Biological process (GO): maturation of SSU-rRNA from tricistronic rRNA transcript (SSU-rRNA, 5.8S rRNA, LSU-rRNA)
Cellular component (GO): small-subunit processome; Pwp2p-containing subcomplex of 90S preribosome
Molecular function (GO): protein binding; snoRNA binding
Source: RefSeq, a predicted model, not a curated record
AUGUCUGCUGCGGCGGAUAAGGCUCGCUUCUUCUUGGAGAAGUCGGUGCCGGAACUGAAGGAAUUUGAGAGGAAGAAAAUCUUCAGCAAGGAAGAGAUCACGUCUAUCGUCAAGAGGAGGUCGGAUUUCGAACACAAGCUCAAUGCGCGAGGCGCCAAACCGGCCGACUUUGUGCGGUACGCAGAAUAUGAAAUGAACCUGGAUACCCUCCGGCGCAAAAGAGUAAAGCGGCUCGGUAUUAGAUCGGCAGGAUACUCGGGACAGCGACGGAUUUUCUUCAUCCUGGACCGCGCCACACGCAAAUUUCAUGGUGAUAUUGGUCUCUGGGUCCAAUAUAUCGAGUAUGCCAGAGAACAGAAAGCGUUCAAGAAGCUCUCCACCAUAUUCACGGACGCUUUACGACUACACCCGACGAAUGCAGAACUCUGGGCUUAUGCGGCGCAAUACUCUAUGGAGGAUCAUGCGGAUAUGACGCAGUCAAGGAGCUACAUGCAACGCGGACUGAGGUUUUGCAAGAACUCCCGGAAGUUGUGGAUUCAGUAUGCGAGGCUAGAGCUGAUCUAUAUCACCAAGCUCGUCGCUCGACGACGCAUCCUGGGUUUGGACGAAGCUGAAGCUCCCCGAAAGGCGGUUGAGGAUAGCAUGGAUGCUGACGCGGAUAUGAUCUCUCUCCCCAAACUCACUGGAGAAGAUAUCAAUCCAAGCGCCGGGGGAGAGGGAGGAGACGCGGGUGGAAACGACCAAGUGGCACUGCAGAACCUCAAUGCCACGCCUGCCCUCAGCGGAGCCAUCCCUAUGGCGAUUUUUGACACUGCGAUGAAGAAUUUCAACAACGAUGAUCGGUUCGGGCACGAGUUUUACGACAUGGUGUUCGAGUUCGGAGAUAUCCCGUGCCUGAAAAAGAUUCUGGGUCAUGUGCUCGAGGCGAUGCAGGCUUCGAAACCCACCAGCCCUCAUACCCUCAUUUGCUAUAUCAAGUUUCCCACCGCCGGCGUCUCGGUUACAUCUGCAGACUUCCCAGGGGCUCUGAGUGCAUCGUUGAUGCGGAUGAGGGACCACCGAGAAGACCCGAAUGUCGCGAAAGAAAUCAUUGGCUGGCUGCAGCCGCUGGAGAACACGGAGAACCUGGAUCCGGCCUUGCAGAAGGCCAUUGGUGCUACUGUACGGAACGCAGAGCGGGUUGUGCAACAGUAA